This is a messenger RNA of Spirodela intermedia, 438 nucleotides long. Lineage: Eukaryota; Viridiplantae; Streptophyta; Magnoliopsida; Alismatales; Araceae. The record is from the annotation of a GenBank genome assembly.
AUGGGCGGCGCUCUCGCCCGGCUCCUCUUCCUGGCCGUGAUGGCGGCGGCGGCGAUGGCGACGGCGACGGCGACGGCGACCGGAGCUUGGCCGUCUAUGCCUCACAGCUCCAUCGCGCAGGCGCCUUCCUUCCUCCCCUCCGCCUCCGCCCCGACCCACUCCGCCCUGCCGCCGGCGCCGAGCCGCGACGCAAUGCCCGUCCUCCCCACCCCACGCGGAGGCGCCCGCGGAGGCGCCGAGGGCCUCGUAACGCCGGCGGGCUCUCUGCCGAUCAUUCCGUCCAACCCGAGCCCCCCCAACCCCGACGACCCUCUGCCCUCGGGCUUGGCUCCGUUCGGCACCGCCGCUGCCGCCGCAGUCCCCUCCGCCGCGACCUCCCAGCUGUGCCUCGCACAGGCGGCGGCGGCGUGGCUCCUCCUGCUGCUGCGGUGGCUCUAG